Molecule: messenger RNA, 1342 nt
Organism: Zymoseptoria tritici IPO323
Lineage: Eukaryota; Fungi; Ascomycota; Dothideomycetes; Mycosphaerellales; Mycosphaerellaceae
Gene: MgCdc42
Exons: 4
Coding region: 737-1342 (201 amino acids)
Biological process (GO): small GTPase-mediated signal transduction
Molecular function (GO): GTP binding; GTPase activity
Source: RefSeq, a predicted model, not a curated record
CCGAAUCCAAGUUAUAAUUGUUGUGACUCGUGUCAGCAAGCAUACUUCGCGCAAAGCUUCCGAGUCCGGCAGACGGCAUAGUUCUAGCAGCAGAAAUCAGGGACCCUCCACGACUCCCACCGCCCCCGAACUUCCUUCUCCACUCCACCUCUCUCCGAUCCCAUCAUUCAGAGCACUUGCUACGCGACCACACUAGUAGCCAAGCUCGAUUCUGGACAGCACCUCCACAUUCUCAUCGCCAGCGACGGAAUACCACCGUUUUCCCACGCUCUCAUCACCUACUCCACCCUCCCGCGUCCGCGCUCGCCCAUCACUUUUGGGGUGAGAUCCUGAGCUUUGUGACAGAUCCCACUGGUCGUGUUCAGAGCUGUUCGUUGCUUGCACGUGGAAUUCUCCUCCUCCGAUCGCAAGACACGCCAAUACACACGCUGCCUGUCCUCCCGACUUCACGCUCUCGUCAAUUCGCUCGCUUGUCGUUGCAACACGUCGCACCGAUACAAGCAGCCCUAGCCACGCGCGCAUAGCUUUCCGACUUUGCUCGACACCGCUCCACGACUACAUUCCGACUCUGCGAAGCUCGAUCAGACCCGCAAUAUCAUACACGACCAUUCGGACCCCGAUAGAACCAUCAGCGGACCAAGACGCGCUGUUCAAAGGCCGAUUUGCUCGUACAUUUUAGCUGCAGCACCGAAGCGCGCACAGGGAGGCAUAUUAGAGCAUUGAAAGAUCAGCCAGAAUGGUGGUCGCUACUAUAAAAUGUGUGGUGGUCGGUGACGGUGCUGUGGGCAAGACAUGUCUUCUCAUAAGUUACACGACCAACAAGUUCCCUUCGGAGUAUGUUCCGACGGUGUUUGACAACUACGCGGUGACGGUGAUGAUCGGCGACGAACCGUACACGCUUGGCCUCUUCGAUACCGCCGGACAAGAAGAUUACGACCGCCUACGACCUCUCUCCUACCCGCAAACCGACGUCUUCCUAGUCUGCUUCUCCGUCACCUCGCCCGCCUCAUUCGAAAACGUCCGGGAAAAGUGGUUCCCUGAAGUGCAUCACCACUGCCCGGGCGUUCCCUGCCUGAUCGUUGGCACGCAGACAGAUUUGCGCGACGAUGGCUCCGUGCGUGAGAAAUUGGCCAAGCAGAAGAUGCAGCCGGUGCGGAAGGAGGACGGCGAGAAGAUGGCCAAGGAGUUGGGUGCCGUCAAGUACGUGGAGUGCUCGGCGUUGACGCAGUUCAAGUUGAAGGAUGUCUUUGAUGAGGCGAUUGUGGCUGCGUUGGAGCCGCCGCAGGUUAAGAAGACGAAGCGUGAGUCGAGAUCAUCCCUAAUAUGUGUCUAUAUAUGCUGA